Messenger RNA from Symbiodinium pilosum, 821 nucleotides. NCBI's taxonomy places the organism in Eukaryota, Dinophyceae, Suessiales, Symbiodiniaceae. The record is from the annotation of a GenBank genome assembly.
GUGUUCUCGAACAAGCAGUGGAGGCGCUGGAUGCCAGUCCUCCAUUGUCCCGUCCUUUGCCGGUCGAGAUUGCUGAUGCUGAACGUCAAGCGGUGCGACAGCAGCGCCGGCUUCAGAUGGAGAGGGAGCUUUGUGAGAAGCUUGGACUGCCUGAGGUGUCCGAUCAACCGGCAGCGCAAGUCCGUCCCCGGUCGGCCGGGUUGGCCCCACCACGGCCACCCAAGCCCAAGCCGCAUCGUUCGGUGGCCCCCCAGGCGGUGGCUGUCCCGCAGAGCGUGGAGGAAAUUCCACGGGUUCGGCGAUGGAAGUCAGCCCUCAUGCCGCUGUGGCUGGACGUUUCUCCAGAGAAAGCCGCGGACUCUCCGUCUGAGCUUGCGAAGACGGCACCAGCGGCAAUGUCUGCUGAUUGCGGCGAGGUUACAGCGGUCACGGUACCAGAGGCCCCUGAGGCGGACGUCGCUGAUGAGCUGCAAGGCGCAGAUGCCUUGCAAGCCUCGCCAUCGCUUGCAGUUCCGCCCGAGAGGGAGCAGCAGGAGGUCAUAGUCAAAGUUGCCCCGCUCUCCGAGCUUCCGGUGCCUGCUGCACCCAUCAGGAGACCGGUGCUUGAAGUGCAACAAUCGCCCUCGGUAGAGAUGCGCGGCGGCCCGGCAGCACUUGCUGCUGGCGGUGCAGAUUCUACCGCGGCCUGCGCCGAGACCCGACAAGGUGCCAAGCUGCUGGAGGAAAACACCCGACGCCUGCGCGAGAACUUGCAGCGGCUACGACUGGAGAAUCGCCGCCAUCGAGUUCGACCCUAUGACGCUGGCGGGAUUCCGCACUCC